CACGUGUACCGGCAAGCGAUCUGAUUUUACUAAAACAACCUAACUGUUUUCUGUAAUCCAAUAUGAGUUUUGCUCAACCAAAAACUAUUAUAGACGAAGGCGAUACUGUAAUUCUUUACUUGACGAUCACAAAUGUGUAUGCAAUCGAAGCCAUUCCUCAGAUUAAAAAUAAAAAAGGUGAAAUGGUAGAAAAUGUCUUCCAAACAAACUUCGGUGCUCUAAAAGUAAAGGAUAUUAUCGGUGUACAGUACGGAUCUAAAGUAGAGCUUUCUAAAGGAUGGGCCCACGUUCUGCAGCCAAAUCCUGAACUCUGGACCCAAACGUUGCCUCAUCGAACCCAAAUUCUGUAUACCCCUGACAUCAGCAUGAUACUCCACCAGUUGGAGAUCAAACCAGGCAGUAUUGUGAUCGAAUCUGGCACCGGUUCAGGGUCUCUGUCACAUUAUUUUCUACGUGCCAUCCGACCUCAUGGGUAUUUAUACACAUUUGACUUUCACGAGGAACGAGCGCAAAAAGCUCAGGACGAAUUCAAUGCUCACGGUUUAGGUGAAUAUGUGAAGGUCACACACCGAGACGUAUGUGAAAACGGGUUCGGCGACGAGCUGAAUGGUACUGCUGAUGCCGUGUUUCUGGAUUUACCGGCUCCGCAACUGGCGAUUCCUCAUGCAUUAAAAGCUCUUAAAAAUCAAGGUGGACGUAUUUGCUCAUUUUCGCCGUGCAUUGAACAAUCGAGUCGUGUGUGUGAAGCUUUGGAGCAAAACGGUUUCGUUGACAUUGUAAACAUAGAGAUUCUGCAGGUGGAGGAUAUUGUAAAAACGAAAAAUAUUCCGGUAAUGGAUCUGGAAUUUGUCAAACAUAAGAAAACGGCAUUCGACAAAGAUACCAAAACACCAAAAGACACUAAGAAGUACAUCACUUCUAGUGCCCCAAAUACCACGACUGGACAUACAGGAUACUUGACUGUUGCGGAGUUUCCGCCUUUAUUCGCACGAUAGCUUUAGUUUAUUUUUUUAUCUAUGCACAUUUUACGCAAUUGUAUAGGAAUAAUGAUUAUCAAUACGUUCGGGUUAAUUUAUGCAUCUGAAUGAAGGAACUUUAUUUGUACAUAUAACAAGAUUA
Malaya genurostris is the source of this 1119-nucleotide messenger RNA. RefSeq names its product tRNA (adenine(58)-N(1))-methyltransferase catalytic subunit TRMT61A (gene Trmt61). Lineage: Eukaryota; Metazoa; Arthropoda; Insecta; Diptera; Culicidae. Bases 63 to 995 code for a protein of 310 amino acids. The record is from RefSeq and is a predicted model, not a curated record. Gene Ontology annotation, biological process: tRNA methylation. Gene Ontology annotation, cellular component: tRNA (m1A) methyltransferase complex; nucleus. The transcript has 5 exons.